This is a messenger RNA of Erinaceus europaeus (western European hedgehog), 905 nucleotides long. It is a transcript of the gene ETFB, whose product is annotated as electron transfer flavoprotein subunit beta. The coding region runs from base 95 to 862 and encodes 255 amino acids. Lineage: Eukaryota; Metazoa; Chordata; Mammalia; Eulipotyphla; Erinaceidae. The record is from RefSeq and is a predicted model, not a curated record. Gene Ontology annotation, molecular function: electron transfer activity. Gene Ontology annotation, cellular component: cytosol. The transcript has 6 exons.
AGGCGCAGAUAAGCGCUGGGGCGGGGCGGGGCGGGGCGUUCGGCCCGGGUGUCUGUGGGAGCCGGCCGACCCCGCAGGUGGCCGCAGCGGGAAGAUGGCGGAGCUGCGCGCGCUCGUGGCUGUCAAGCGAGUGAUCGACUUCGCCGUGAAGAUCCGGGUGAAGCCAGACAAGACGGGUGUGGUCACAGAUGGGGUGAAGCACUCCAUGAACCCCUUCUGUGAGAUCGCUGUGGAGGAGGCCGUGCGGCUCAAGGAGAAGAAGCUGGUGAAGGAGGUCGUCGCCGUCAGCUGUGGGCCCACCCAGUGCCAGGAGACCAUUCGCACCGCGCUGGCCAUGGGUGCAGACCGAGGCAUCCACGUGGAGGUGCCGGCGGCAGAGGCAGACCGCCUGGGUCCCCUGCAAGUGGCCCGGGUCCUGGCCAAGCUGGCGGAGAAGGAGAAGGUGGACCUGGUGCUGCUGGGGAAGCAGGCCAUCGAUGAUGACUGCAACCAGACGGGCCAGAUGACAGCCGGGCUUCUGGACUGGCCACAGGGCACAUUCGCCUCCCAGUUGACGGUGGAAGGGGACAAGCUGAAGGUGGAGCGGGAGAUCGAUGGGGGCCUGGAGACCCUGCGCCUGAAGCUGCCUGCCGUGGUGACCACCGACCUGCGGCUCAACGAGCCCCGCUAUGCUACGCUGCCCAACAUCAUGAAAGCCAAGAAGAAGAAGAUUGAGGUGAUCAAGGCUGGGGACCUGGGCGUGGACCUGACCUCCAAGAUCUCAGUGGUGAGCGUGGAGGACCCUCCUCAGCGCACAGCUGGCGUCAAGGUGGAGACGACGGAGGACCUGGUGGCCAAGCUGAAGGAGAUUGGGCGGAUUUGAGUCCCUUGCCUGAAACUCAGCAAUAAAACUAUGACUCUUCUGA